AUGAAAGCUCUCAACGUCAAGCUGCCGACGGCGGUGACGAGGGUCUCGGAGUACAUUGGCGAAGUGCUGCAGCUGAUUGAAGAAAUCGAAAAAAAUGGAUUUGCCUACGAAAGCCAAGGGAGUGUUUACUUCGACUCGCAGCAGUUCAGCAGCAGCAGCAAACACAAGUACGGACGCAUGGAGCCCGCCUCCGUCGCCAUCCAGGAAAGGGUGCUGGAGGGCGAGGGAACCCUCGGAGUGGUUUCUUCAGAAAAGAAAAACCCUUGCGAUUUUGCCUUGUGGAAAAAAGCUAAACCCGGAGAACCCUCUUGGGACUCCAAGUGGGGACCCGGAAGACCCGGCUGGCACAUAGAGUGUUCCGCAAUGGCUUCUGCUUUGCUGCCCUUCCCGCUGGACAUCCACAGCGGCGGAAUUGAUCUUCGCUUUCCCCACCACGACAACGAACUGGCCCAAACUGAAGCUGCCAAAGAUCGCCCCCAGUGGUCAGCAGCAGCAGCAGCAGCAGCAGCAGCAGCAGCAGCAGCAGCGGGAGCUAGCAGCAGCAGCAGCACCCGCAGCGGGAACUAG
Molecule: messenger RNA, 567 nt
Organism: Eimeria tenella
Lineage: Eukaryota; Apicomplexa; Conoidasida; Eucoccidiorida; Eimeriidae
Product: cysteinyl-tRNA synthetase, putative
Exons: 4
Coding region: 1-567 (188 amino acids)
Biological process (GO): cysteinyl-tRNA aminoacylation
Cellular component (GO): cytoplasm
Molecular function (GO): cysteine-tRNA ligase activity; ATP binding
Source: RefSeq, a predicted model, not a curated record